Phytomonas sp. EM1 is the source of this 2019-nucleotide messenger RNA. Lineage: Eukaryota; Euglenozoa; Kinetoplastea; Trypanosomatida; Trypanosomatidae. The record is from the annotation of a GenBank genome assembly.
AUGUCGCACUCCCAUCCCUCCCACCACCCCCAGUCCCAUCCCUCUCAGCCUGCCUAUUCCCACCCUCCUCCGCACUCCCACUCCCACUCCCCGUCCCAGCCGCACGCGUCGCCCUACGACGGCUACGGGCGGGAGGGCUACGCCGCGGGCUACGCCCCCCCGGUCCACGGCGAGGGCUACCCGCGGCACUUCGGCCGGGGCGGGCGGGCCCCCCAUGGGGCCUCGGGGCGGCGUUACGACGGCCCCGCUUCCGGCGACUCCCGCGACCCCAUCCCCCUCCGCGAGCCCACCAACACCGUCUGGGUUGGCAGCCUCGAUACCGCGAUCCACACCGAUCAGGCCCUCCGCGCGGGGUUCCGCGAGUUCGGGAAAGUCAUGCGCAUCGCGAAGCACCCCGAUCGGGGGUUCUGCUUCGUCCACUUCCGGACCGUGCGGGAGGCGGAGAACGCCGUGGAGACGCUCUCGCGCACCGGCGUCCUCGGCCCCGCGGUGUUCAACUACGGCAAGAUGUUUGAGUACACCGAGGAGGAGAUGAACAUGCCGUAUGACCCGAAGGAGGAUGAGGCGCUUUGGUCCGGCAAACGGGCGGCGCCAGAGGAGGGCGGCGACGGGGCGGGGCGGGCUCAGGAUGCCUCGGCGUUGGCCCAGCCGCCGGCGCGCCGGCCGCGCCACGAGCGCGGGCAAUCGGAACCCACCAACGUGCUGUGGGUGGGCAGUCUGCCGCCCUUCGUGACGGACGACAAGCUGCGCGAGAUCUUUGAGGUGUUUGGCAACAUCACCACCAUCACCCGGAUGGAGAAGGGCGGGAUGGCGUUUGUGCACUUUGAUACCAUCGAGCACUGUACGAUGGCCCUGCAAACAAUGGCAGGGCGGCUGAUCGAGGGCGGCGUGUCGCUGGUGCUGAACUACGGCCACGGGCAGAAGCGUGGCAACGAUGCGGUGGCCGCUGACGGAGGCAUUCCAUCGAACGAGACGCCCACCAACGUCGUUUACCUCGGCCAACUCCCGGCGAACAUCACCGAGGCUGAUAUCGAGGCCCUGUUCGAACCCUUUGAGGGCUUCAUCAACUCGAAGUACGUCUCCUCUACGAGUAUCGGAUUCGGGCAUUUCGACUCGAUCGAGAACGCCCGCGCGGCCCGUCUGGCGCUGAACCACGCCACGCUUAAAGGGGUCCCUAUUCGCGUUAAUUUUGGUAAAACGAACCACAGCUUCACGAUGGCGGAUCGCCGCCGCGUGGGCGAGACCGGGGUCGGCGGCGACGUUGACGGCGCGUUUAACUUGGAUGCGAUGAUGCGCCCACCGGCAGAGCUCGACGCGGCGUCCGGGGCGCUGGUGCUCGGCGGGGAUAGCGCUGGCGGCGCCCUUGUGUUGCCGGCGAUGGGAGUUAACAGCGGGAUGGGUGGCGCCGCCACCUCGGCGGGGGGUAAUUUGUACAGCAAAGAGCGCGCCGCGCCUGAGAUGACGUUGGAUGUGCGGCUGCAGACGGUGUUGGGCACCCCUUACAACGGCUGCGGCGCGAAGGAUCUCGAGCUGAGCCCAAGCCAGAUACAGGCGAUCUGCAGCAUGGUCGACGCCUGCGUGGAUAGCAAGUCGGAGCAGCGGCUGAAUGAUACGCUGGUAUUGUACUGCCCGCUUAAGGCCGUUCACGUGUUUAACAUCCUUGCAAAGCGCCUGCACACGUGCUUCGACGAUGACCCGCAUAAGAAGCUACUGGUACUCUACGCGGCAACCCGCGUCUUAUUAGGGGUGGUUACCGAUUAUAUUCUCUACAAUGCGGCGGCGCUUAACGCCUACCUGAUGGUCCUCCUUGUCGCGAGUGAAGGGCAGACCAAGAGUGGGAUGGAUCGGCUAUCCACGAUUGUCGAGAGCCUUAUCCACCAUGGGUUUAUCAGCAAGAAGAGCAACGCAGGGCCAGCAUACGAAGAUGUAUUCAGAGGACAGCUGGAGGAAAUAUUAAGCCGAGCAAAAGCUGAACAAGAUUUAGCAAGUUUGGUAUCCACUAGGCGGAGAAAGCGGUGA